This is a messenger RNA of Alnus glutinosa, 1000 nucleotides long. Its product is annotated as 14-3-3-like protein G-BOX factor 14 kappa. The transcript has 4 exons. NCBI's taxonomy places the organism in Eukaryota, Viridiplantae, Streptophyta, Magnoliopsida, Fagales, Betulaceae. Gene Ontology annotation, cellular component: cytoplasm. Gene Ontology annotation, biological process: signal transduction. Bases 101 to 847 code for a protein of 248 amino acids. The record is from RefSeq and is a predicted model, not a curated record.
CUCUCAAAAAUCCAAAAGCCAACCAAGUAUUACCUCCAUAACUCACUUUUCCAAGCUGUUCAAACUCUCUCUCUCUCUCUCUCUCUCUCCGUUCGCUCCAAUGGCUUCCUCACUGACCAGGGAACAGUACGUGUACAUGGCGAAGCUGGCGGAGCAGGCCGAGCGGUACGAGGAGAUGGUGGAGUACAUGGAGAAGCUGGUGACAGGCUCGACCCCGGCGGCGGAGCUGAACGUGGAGGAGCGGAACCUGCUGUCCGUGGCGUACAAGAACGUGAUCGGAUCUCUGCGCGCGGCGUGGCGCAUCGUGUCGUCGAUCGAGCAGAAGGAGGAAGGGCGCAAGAACGAGGAGCACGUGGCGCUGGUUAAGGAUUACCGGUCGAGGGUGGAGUCGGAGCUCUCGGAUGUGUGCGCCGGGAUCCUGAAGCUGCUGGACUCGCAUCUGGUGCCGUCGGCAUUGAGCGGCGAGUCCAAGGUGUUCUAUUUGAAAAUGAAGGGCGACUAUCACCGCUAUCUGGCCGAGUUCAAGGUCGGAGAUGAGAGGAAAGCAGCGGCUGAGGAUACUAUGCUCGCUUACAAGGCCGCUCAGGAUAUUGCACUGGCCGAUCUGGCUCCAACACACCCUAUAAGGCUGGGGCUGGCACUCAACUUCUCAGUGUUUUACUAUGAGAUCCUCAAUUCAUCGGAGAAAGCUUGUAGCAUGGCAAAACAGGCCUUCGAGGAAGCCAUUGCUGAGCUGGACACAUUGGGUGAGGACUCAUACAAGGACAGCACUCUCAUCAUGCAAUUACUGAGGGACAACCUCACUCUUUGGACUUCAGAUAUGCAGGAGCAGAUAGAUGAGGCUUAAGCAAUGGAAUGUGUUGUGCUCCUUGAGGGAGGUGGGCUGGAAUGUCAUAAAAAUUAUCUGUAACCUGCAUAAUGCUGACCAAAUGUAUCCUUAUUUGUAUACCAUGUACUCAUGAUGUUUUUUUAUGUCUUACCUCGUUCUUUCUUUUUGUUA